AUGGCUCAACGUGUACCUAUUACAAACAGUUCACAAGAAUGUGAAUUGAGAACACCAGAAGUACCGACUCAACAAUUCAUCACCACCAAACUUAGCGUAGAUGAAAUACUGAAUAAGUAUGUUGGGGAAUAUGGAAUUUGGCAAUGGAGUAUUGUGUUCCUAAUAGUUUUAAGUUCUCCUCUAAUGGUGACGUUACCUGUAUUUGUUAAUGCAGUGCCUGACCACCGUUGUCGGAUGGAAGAUCCUAUGGAAGAAGUAUUCAAAGACUACAAUUUAAGUUUUGAGGAAGCCGCUGCAUUUGUGGGUCCAUGGGAAGGUGAAGUUCCUGUAACAACGAUGGGUUGUCUAAGAUUUGUAUUGGACUGGAGCAAUACAACACUCAUCGAAAAACUACUUUUGAAUAAGUCGGUAUCUCCAUUUAUUGAUCGUGAAUCGCUGAAAACUGAAGAGUGCAUCAAUGGUUAUGUAUAUAGAAGUAAAGAGUUCCAAUAUCCCAGUACUGUGGUUGCAGAUUUUAACUUGGUCUGUGAUAAGAGUAUGCUUUCGCCUCUUGGAACCUCUCUUUUUAUGGUUGGAAUGUCAUUUGGAUUCAUUUUCGGUGGUUAUUUUGGUGACAAAUUCGGCAGACGAAACGGUGCAAUUGUAUUCUCCAUCAUUGAAUUACUUGCAGCGGUUGGUGUUUCCUUAGCCCCUAAUCAUCAUAUCUAUCACCUGAUGAGAACAAUUGUUGGGUUUUCUAGUACAGGAAAAGCCGCAGUCUUACGACUAUUACCAAUUGAGCUAACUAAUGCCAAAUAUCGAUCGUAUUUCACAUCGUUCAUUGUUUUGGGAAUUGUAUUUGUACAUCGUGCUAUAAUGACCGGAAUAGCAUAUUUGGUACGAGAAUGGCGUCUUCUCAAUGCCCUGUCAAUGCUACCAUGUCUCACAUGUUUCAUAUACUUUUGUCUUUUACCUGAAUCACCACGGUGGCUAUUAUCUCAGUAUCGUGUUGAAGAAGCCAUCACAAUUCUGAGAAGAGGUUGUCGUAUCAAUCAUAUUUUGAAGAAAGACAAAUCAAAAUUACCACAAUUCGACAAUUUCCUGAAAGAUAUAAAUAAAAACGAGUCUCAUAUGGGAAAGUCAUACGUCCAUCGUGAACCUAUAAGUAUUUCUGAACGAUUUAUUAAUUUACUUAAAUCAACCAAGAAAAUUAUUUGUUGUAGACAAAUGAAUAAAACACUCGCAAUAUGUGUUCUAAUAUUUACGAUGCACUAUCUUAACUUUCUGGGUAUCACAUUAUUUAUGCAAUUACUUUUGUGGCAUGUGCUACUGAUGUCGACAAAUGUAAGUAGUAUGUAUCAUCAAUCGAAAGUGAAAUGCCUGAUGUCAGAAGGUUAAGAAGAUCGAAGGAAAGAGAACGAGAACACAGAAUAAUCGGUGUGAGAACCAAAGAACA
Messenger RNA from Schistosoma spindalis, 1435 nucleotides. The record is from the annotation of a GenBank genome assembly. NCBI's taxonomy places the organism in Eukaryota, Metazoa, Platyhelminthes, Trematoda, Strigeidida, Schistosomatidae.